AUGUAAUAAUUCCAAUAAUAGGUUCCUAAUUCUGUGCCUCUUGAUAUUUUAUUAGCUCAAUUAAAAAACCCUUUGAUUGUAAAAGAUGAUCAUUAAUCAUGUAAUUGCCAUUUAUAAUAAAAGUGUUAAAGUAAAAACAUCAUCAGAUGCCAGAAAUAAUAAAUAAUAAUUAUGAAUUAUUAGCAGAUAAAUAUUUACUUUUAAGUAAUGCAUUACCGGGAUGCUCUCCUGAAUUAAUUGUUGAAGAAUUUGAGAAAGUUGUUUAAGUAGUAUAGAAAUGUUGUAAUUAAUUUAUUGAGAAAAUGAAAAAAGUAAUUACAGAUCUCUAGACAUUUGCUAAUUAUGAUACAUAAGUAUUGAAAGGGUAUUUAACAUAAGCAACAGAUGUUUUUUAAAGAUGUUUUUAUUUGGCUGAAAAAGAAUUAACAAAUUUUGAUGUUGAUUUUUUAAUGGAACAUUUUACAAAUCCUGAAAAUGCUAUUUAAAAUCAUUUACUAACUUUGAUUUUUGAGAGAAAUUAAAAUUUAUAAAAUGUUAUGUAAAAAGUCUAUACAGAAUAAUUGGAUUUUGCUGCUUAAUUUCGUGCAUAAUUUGAGUAAUUAUGUAAUACAAACCAUUUUGAACCAUUAAACAAAUUAUUAAAUAAUUAAAAGUAAUUUUGGUCUAAUCGAGUAAAAAAAUAGAUUUAGAUUCAAAAAUAAUUAAUGGAAGAAUAAUAAGCCUAAUAAGUUUUAGUUUAAUCUAUCGUUUAAUUUGCACCUUAAAUAUAAUAAUUUUAAUAAUAAUAAUAACCAUAAUAAUAAUAAUAAUAAUAAUAAUAAGAAUAAUAGCCAUUAUAAUAAUAAUAGGAUUCAUAGUGGUUAGCAAAAUCAUAGAUGAUUUCGAUUGAAGCUGGAAAUCAAUAAUUAAUUGAAACAAUGAUUAAAUUAAGAGCUCAUACACAUGAUUUAAUGUAAUUACAUGAUAAGGAAAGUAAGAAAGAUCAAAAAAGACAUUGUAAAUUAGAAGGUGGUGGUUCUUUUGGGUAAUAAAUGAAUACUAAAAUAUUAGUUAUUGUUGGACAGGAGGAUAUGGAUGGAAAGGAACAUUAUUUGAAGAAUUGGAAUUGUCUAUAUAAUGUCCAUAAUGUUAAGUAUUAAAUAAGGAUAUGCAUAAUACAACUUAAAAAUUAUAUAAUUUAGAAUAUAGAGAUAAAGGAACUUGGUGGGUUAGAGCUUGGUUUUUAUAUAAGAAAUGA
This is a messenger RNA of Paramecium sonneborni, 1237 nucleotides long. The record is from the annotation of a GenBank genome assembly. Lineage: Eukaryota; Ciliophora; Oligohymenophorea; Peniculida; Parameciidae.